Messenger RNA from Symsagittifera roscoffensis, 5669 nucleotides. Its product is annotated as tetratricopeptide repeat protein 17-like. Gene Ontology annotation, molecular function: protein binding. Gene Ontology annotation, biological process: actin filament polymerization. Gene Ontology annotation, cellular component: actin cytoskeleton; cytoplasm. NCBI's taxonomy places the organism in Eukaryota, Metazoa, Xenacoelomorpha, Acoela, Convolutidae. Bases 682 to 5214 code for a protein of 1510 amino acids. The transcript is spliced from 26 exons. The record is from RefSeq and is a predicted model, not a curated record.
UCAUUUUUUCUCGUUUUCAUAUGUGAUGCUUCAAUUUGAAAUGCGUUCAUUUGGUCCGGUCUAAAUCUGUAACAAAAUACGAUUAUUUGCUGUACUUAAAUGCUUUGCACUUUUGCACCAGUAAGACCUUUUAUUUUUCAUCAUAUUCAUAUGGUCGCUAAAACGGUGAUUCAACUGUGGUUUUAUUUUCAGUUUCAGGUAUGGUUCGAAGAUUAAGUCAAUAUGUUAAAUAUACUCCAAUGGUAAACAUCAUGUAGUGGAUAGUGUCUUGGUUGUAAAAUUAGUUACUACAUUAGCCACAUUUAAAACAAUAUUUGAGCGACCUUUGACCUAAAAUUUCAAAUCAACGGUGAAAUCUGACCUGAACAUGACAUAAAUAGUGAAAUAAAAUCAAAUAUCUUCUUUCGUUUUUGCUUAUUUGUUUAACAAUCCUUGUUUUUAUGAUCAGAACUUUCGAAUUAAACAGUGUGCGUCUCCGAAGUUAAGAUUCACAAAAUUGCAUUUUAAAAAACAGGUAAUUCAAACUUAGUAACUGUCAAAUCCUGAGUUAUUAUUUACCAAUUUCCUCCUGUAUUAUUAGAUAUCUCAAAUAAUAUAUUUCCUUGUCAAAACUCAAAACUAUCGGAAGUCUAUCGGAGCCAGUUGUCUCAUCAUAAUUUUGCUGCCCUCAAAAUCUCAGUUAUGGAUUUUGGACAUAUGUAUGGACUUUAUGGCCAUUACGUGGCAUCUGUGCCUUUGAUUGUGUUCAUGACAAUGUCUCUUAUGGUCCAGCUGACUGCGUGUUCCACUCACUGGGUCUUAUCGGACGACGGAAGACUCAAAUCAGUGGACUUCUCGCCUUACGUCAUGCGUGAUUCGGGCGACCUGAUCAACCUCAUGAAACAAGAACAGCGAGUCGGUGAAAGUAUCCAUUUGGAAAAACAGAAAGAGAAACUUAUGACAGAGCUUCGAAUUAUGACUUUGAAAGCCAACGAUCAGAGGCUUCAGAGAAAAGCAGAAAGUUCCGAUGAUCCCGAUGCCUACGAUGAAAAUGAUGCUCAAAGUGUUCAAAAAAAUUGCGCGCCGAUGUUUAGCGAGGGGAAAGAAAAAGAGCGUAGCCUAAUGGAGCUGGACCAUUAUUACAGUAUUACUCUGCCGCUAGCAUUGUUUGGCAUCUCGCUCUCUGAGCACCUUGGGACGUACCACAAGGCCUCGCUGACUCCGCAACCGCCCAACUGCGGAGAGCACAGACAGCUCACCCACGUGAACAAUAUCCACCAGUUCACAAACUUAAGGGGCAUGAAAGAGAGUAAGGACUUCGUGUUGCGUCCAGAGCCCUCUCUCAGGGCCAUUUUCAGUCACCAGCCUCUGGACCAAGUCGGACACAUCAUACAAAAAUCACUACAACAGAAUUCGGAGUCAUGGGUGACAUACAACCUGGCUACCCUGUUCUGGCGCAUCAAGGGCAACUCCCAAGAGGCCCUCAAGUGUGUCAGUCAUGCCAUAGAUCUAUCCCCAGACGACGCUCUAGCAAUCUCUCUACUGCACAUGGCUGCCAUUCUGCACAAGCACUACUACCACGCAGAUGGUCAGUUUGUAGCUUGGGUGGCCCUGGAGAACUGCAAGGAGAGGGCGAAAGGGUUCAUCCACAUGUUCCUCGCUAAUGUCCAGUGUCUUCCGACUCUGAACCAAUUCGAUAACUGUGUGGAGAGUCUGAACGCAAUCCUUCAAAGUGAGAACUUCCAGCUGGACGAGACUAAGGGACUCACUCUGCACUCUGGGGUGAAGGAGAAAAUAAAGGCAGUGCAAUGUAUUCGCCACUUCAGAGCCAUUGCUAUCCUUCCCGAAAACGUUGAGAGGGAGCAGAGUGUUCUGGCAGAGAUUGUGGCUAAAGAGAGGGAACUGCAGACUGUCUCUGAGGAACUGUCGGAGAAGCACAAAGAAAUUGAGUCGUUCAAGAUCUCAGACGAGGAAAUCCUGAUGAAGGAACAUUACUACAGAAUGUACACGAACAAACAGUUCAAUCAGAUGAUGGAAUUUGUCAAAAAAGUCAAGAGCACAACCCAAGGUACGAAUGCACUGUUGCAUAGUCUGAAUCCAAACAUCAAUGUGGAACAUCUUAGGGACAAACGCACACGCAAUGAGCAGCAGUGGGGAUCUUUUGACUUACAGGGAGACGAAAAUGUGCCAAGCUUGGAACAUUUUAAAACAGAUGACGCAAAUGAGAACGUUGUGUCUGAACUUCUCACUGACCAACCGACUCAACCUUCUAAUUCAGCCGAUGGUACUAAUUUACAUGAAGAUAAUACUAAUUAUAAAGAUAUCAGAAAAGAUGCCAAACAAAUAUGGCAGAGGUCAACUGAAGGGUCAAGCUUGUUGGAGCGCGAGCGACUUGUGCAGUUCAAUGAUGAAGUGUCACGUGAUUUGGCAGAGAAGGGAGGAUGUGAUCACGUGAAGGGUGUGACGACAGUGCACGUGAAUAAAUUCAUGAAGGCGUUUCCCACAAUUUUCAUCCCUCUGCCAGUUGUCAAUUUUAGCAUCCUCGACUCUCUGACUACUUUAAUAAAUGUGCCUUCCUCUGGGCACCAUCCCCUACCCUGGUACCCACCCACUUGUCCUCCACCCCGCCCUCAGGACUCAAGUGAACAAUCAGAGAGGGAAGAGGAAGUUUUGGAUUUCACAGCCAUGUUGGGAAAGUGGUCCAAAACUUCUUCUAACUACGAAGCCGAAAGUCAUCUCAAACAUCACUUGAUGGAUUUGUUCACGGGAAAUGGAGAUGAGAAGGAGGAAGUCGACGUGAUAUCACUAGGAGAAGUGGGUCAGAGAAUCGAAGCUGCCAUAGAAAAGCAGUUGGAACCUGCCUGGGCUAUUAUGAACUAUGCCUCUCUCUACUGGCGAGUGACGGGACACCCCCUCAAUGCUCUUCAGUGUCUAAACUACGCUUAUGCUACAUCUCCCAAACAGUUCAGAGACAUCAUCAUGUCCAAUGUAAUGAACGUGCUAUACCGUGCCGAAAGAUCCGAAGAUGUGUUACAUUUGGCCGAUUCGGUCGAGAGGAAGAUUUCAACACAGACCUAUCUCUCCCCCCGUGUGUUCUACUCAUUAGCACUCGCCUUUGUAGCCGGGGGUCAAUAUAGAGAGGCGGAGCAUUUAAUGGUCGAAGGGGGAUCUUUGGAGAGUGAUCAAAAGCAGAGAGACCAGAUGAAAACCUAUGUGUUCUAUAUUGCGUGUCAACACUUACACGUUGCCGAACAGUGCCUUAGUAACAACGACAAAUCUUCUCCUCAAUGUCAGAAUGCACAUGCAGUAGUGCAGUCUACAUUAGACGCGGACUGUGAUUGUGCGCAUCUUUUCCCGGAAAUGGUUCCUUCUCAGAAAUCAGCAGCUUCAAUGUCUGUACAAAAAAGUGAUGGCGGCGGAGACUUAUUUGCAGCGCAAAUCAGCAACAACAAAUGCGCUUCAAACCUUCAUUUUUCUAAAAAUGGCAACUGGGCCGGAAUCAGCCGGGGUGUUUGUGGCAGUCAGCUGCACAAACCUACUGUUCCGGAUUUCGUCACUGGCGCCCAAUUGUCGCCCGAAAUCACAUCCCGCAGAAUAGACUACGCGAGUCCGGUGGAAACUAGAGCCAUCUGCGAGCAAAGGGGAGACGUACACUCGUGUAUGUAUUUCCGAAAACACGAGCUGGGAACUCCGAGUUGUAAUCACCCGAGAGCAUGUGAUCCGAAGGUGUUCAACGAUGCAUCACAGACUAUUAUAGCAGACGGCUCCCUGGCGAUUGAGAUCUACGGCAAGGAUCUCUAUGACGUAGAGUUCAUGGCAGUAGUGGACAGCAGAGAGACUGUGGAGAUGAUAUUCUACAUGGAGGAGGCUCUAGCUCAACCAUUCGACCUCGUGAUGACAAUUUUCUACCAAGAAAGAGCUAAAGCGUCACCUGAACUUCCUCCUCGAGUCAUUACGUCAUCAUCGGAACUUUCUCAAGAUCACGAUUUUGACGAGGAUUUCGACGACGAAGAAGACGAACACCAUGCAAUAGAAGCGGAAGAAGAUAUCUCGGAGUCGAAAGGCAGUUCCGAGAGGACAUCGAGGCAAUUAAAUAAGGAUUCGCCGUCGACAGACUUCGACGAGAAACUAGUGGGUGAUAAGGCUGUGGGAGGAGUUGAUGACCCCAAGUGUCCUUCAGGGUCUGUGGGCAAAUGCAAUAACGGGGAACCUUCGAAACCCGAGCCAGCAACAUACAACUUCUGGGCUUCUAGAGGCGAAGUCUGGACGCAAAUGACUUAUGAAUUGACCAAGUAUUGUGAGCUAGAAGCUUCACUCUCUAGGAAAAAGAAAAAAUCAUCAGGUGGUGUGAACAAUGCUACGACUGACAGAAGUGACGAAACAGGAAUGGGGAGGAAUGAUCAGGAUAAUCUGAAACGUGAACAAGUGCAGUCUGUGCCUAAGCUGCACGACCUCUCAAUCAUGUUCACACCAACAACUCCCACUGCCGAUGUUAUGUUCCAGAGUAUUCUGAUGACAGAGGAAGACUGUGAGACGUGGCCCCAUAAUUCAGUAUCCACUGCUAGUUCCCUCAUACAGCCUUCAGUCUUCAAAUACAGGGUAGAAGGUUUCAUAGACUGGCAUGCACAAGUUCGACCCAGCAGAGUCACCCACCUGCCAGUAUGCACAAACACAAUAGGCCUCUCUCCCAUAGACGGAUUCGCAGGUGUGAAACAGAGGAAGGCCAGUGCAGCCCACUAUAAACCAGAGAAGACUCUCAGAGACGCAUUCCUAGCCAUGGCAGAUUACCAGUUGUCACUUCAGCAGAUGGCUUCCAAGUUAUCGCAGGCUUUGGACGAUGAUGCGGAUUCUUUCGUGCUGUUGAACUUGGCAGUGACUUACUGGAGGAUUGUGGGGGACUCGAAGCGAGCAAUAGACUGUAUUAGACAGGCACUCUACUACUCACCCAUGAACACAAAGCCAAUGGCCUGGAUAUCUCUGGCAAAUAUCCUCCAGAGAAGCGGCUUCUUAGAAGACGCUCAUUUUUUCAGUCUCCUCUCCUUGCGCACUUUCCCCUCGUUCGCAACUUACGCAACCACCGCCAACAUCAGAGCCACCCAGCACGCCUGGCCAGAUGCACUGGCGUUCUACGAGGGAGCGAGACAGUUGAAUCCAGACAUAAGAGAGGUUGUAACUGAUAUGAAGACGGUUCAGUGCCUCAAAAUGCACUCGGAGACACCAGCGACUAUAAAUUGAUAGUAAUAGCUAAUUUGUUUUCAAGACUUCAACAAGAAUGCUCAUACUUUAACUAAAGUUUUAACACAAUUCAUCAUGACAAGCAACUGAAAUGCAUCUGUGAAAACAAUUGAACUGGAGGCAUCGGAAAAUUGGUUUCGUUCAGAGCCUUCAGUAUGAUUGUUAUUAUCUUAUUUUGUGCUAAGCAAUCAAACAGAAACCAACACUUUCAUCAACGAAAAUAAUUGGAGAAAGAAAACUUUUUUGAUGUUCUGUCUAAAGGUCAACCAUUUUAUACAGCAGCAAAUCUAUUUCGAAUAAUGCAAUGACUCGCCGCAGUGAUGCGAAAAAAAUUCUCCUUAUCAAAAAAUCAUUGUGCUGUCAAUUAUUUUGUGUAAAACGCAGUUGGUGAUUUUUAGUGGAAAUCACGCCUUCGUAAUAUAUCAAAAAGUAAUCAAAAUAGGUUCGAAAUAAGA